Messenger RNA from Bicyclus anynana (squinting bush brown), 1859 nucleotides. Its product is annotated as zinc finger protein SNAI2-like. Gene Ontology annotation, biological process: regulation of DNA-templated transcription. The coding region runs from base 197 to 1324 and encodes 375 amino acids. The transcript has 2 exons. NCBI's taxonomy places the organism in Eukaryota, Metazoa, Arthropoda, Insecta, Lepidoptera, Nymphalidae. Gene Ontology annotation, molecular function: DNA-binding transcription factor activity, RNA polymerase II-specific; RNA polymerase II cis-regulatory region sequence-specific DNA binding. The record is from RefSeq and is a predicted model, not a curated record.
UCCCUCGCCGCACCACUUCGAGUUCCGGACGUGGCGAGUGCACACGUACGUUCGCUUCCCGAACACGAACCUCAAUACGACUGCUGCGACUCGUGAUCGAUGGACUGUUUAUCAAAUUAGUGUUCUUGUGAUUGUAUUACUCAACUAUUCGACUGACAGUUUUGCGUUGGAACAAGUGUUGUGACAAAAGUGCAAGAUGCUAGUGGAAGAUUCUCAAACUGCCCGCGCGCUGAUGACGAAGAAAUAUGCGCAUUGUCCGCUGAAGAAGCGGCCGGUGCUGGUGCGGGAGGAGCGGCCGGCGACGCCGCCCACCACGCCGCCGCACCCCGCCCACAUGGCUACGCGACUGUAUUACGAUUAUAAUUGUGACACAGAAAACGACGAGCCUCAAAAUCUAAGCACAAAGCCUGAAGAUUUAUCGAAAACCGGCAACUACCCCAGCAAAGCAAUGUCACCGGUUGCCGCAGCGGCUAUCAAAGUUGAGCCGAAGGAGUGGUCCCAGCAACAUCUGGACUACCUCGCCGCGUGUCGCGCCAGACUAGAGCCCAUGGCCACGGAGCUCCCUCGGCCGACCCCGCAGUACGCCUACUUGCCCACCCUCUACCCGGCGUAUCCCCUGGAGGAGCUGUACCCCGCCGCCCCAGCCCUGUCUCCCCCGGCGCACCCACAGGUGUACGCCAGGUACUCGCCGGCCUCACCGCCUUCGUCCUGUUCGCCUCCCCCUUGCCCAGAAGAUCUCCGUUCUCCUGGGUCAGUCUCCUCAGACUCCGGAGUAUCAGUGUCUGCACCUCGUCGUCCCCGCUACCAGUGCCCCGACUGCGCAAAAUCGUACUCCACGUAUUCGGGACUUUCGAAACACCAGCAAUACCACUGCGCGGCGGCCGAAGGAAGUCUGGCCCGGAAGUCUUUCAGCUGCAAAUACUGCGCCAAGGUGUACACAUCGCUCGGCGCUCUCAAGAUGCACAUCAGGACCCACACGUUGCCGUGCAAAUGCCAUUUGUGUGGGAAGGCGUUCUCGCGGCCGUGGCUGUUGCAGGGGCACAUUCGCACGCACACGGGUGAAAAGCCGUUCUCCUGCCACCACUGCCGCCGCGCGUUCGCCGACAGGUCGAACCUCCGCGCUCACCUCCAGACGCACUCGGACGUGAAGAAGUACUCGUGCACGGGCUGCGGGAAGACGUUCUCGCGCAUGUCGCUCCUGAGCAAGCACUUGGAAGGCGGCUGCAGCGCUCCGGGCGCCGCUGCCUACGAGUACCGCUCGGAAGCUCUCCCCUCGCACAUGCACCAGCAACUUCCGCCGCACGCUACCGUUCAUGCUUACUGACAGACUGAAUACCUUAGAACCCUCGAUCUCGAAUAAUUUAAGUUCAACAAAGAACACUGACUGUGUGUUAUAUGUAUACGAGACCCGAUUAUUUUAAAAUAAAUUAUUCAUGUACAUUAUUCAUCGUAAAACUUGUGUGCGUCUACUCUACAUAUUGGAGUUGUUACUAUGUGUGUCAGAAGGGACCAUGUAAAGUAAGAUAGGUACCCGUACGUAGAUGUAAAGUAGUUUUCGUAAUUUGUAGAUAUAUUGUGUAAAGUCGCGCUGUUCGCGGCAUCGCUAGUCAUGUGGCAUUUGCCGAGUGUCAUACACUUUCAUAUAUUCAUAUCCUAAGCCAUGUACAAAGUGCCUUAAUUAUAGAUGAUUAAUAUAUUCGUAAAAAAUUUAUAACAGUUGUAGGAUUAGUAUUUUUAUUAUUUAAUAAGAUUUAUAAUAUAAACACAAACCUAUUCAUGAGGCUGUAAAUUAUUAAACCGUUGCCGAAAUGCGUUCCUUUACGUUACCUCCGAGGAAAAUAAAGAAAAUUUAAAAUUAA